Molecule: messenger RNA, 699 nt
Organism: Serpula lacrymans var. lacrymans S7.9
Lineage: Eukaryota; Fungi; Basidiomycota; Agaricomycetes; Boletales; Serpulaceae
Exons: 1
Coding region: 1-699 (232 amino acids)
Source: RefSeq, a predicted model, not a curated record
AUGGACUCAUUACCCAGAAUAGACACUCCCCCGCCCAAAGAAGUCUCUUUGGAGGCAUACGUAAAACAGGAAGUCGAGAAGGCAAUCAGAGAAACUCGCCUUCUAUACCAGUCCCAACUCGAUGAGGCAUUAGAAGAAGUGAACGUCUUAGAGAGAAGACUAAAAAAGACUACAAAGACAACAUCGACAGCCCUGGAAAAACCAGAAAACUUUUCAGGAGAUAAGAAAAAGUAUCGGGCUUUCAGAGAGUCCUUACUUUUACAAUUCGAAGAUGACGCUGUCUAUUUCAAAGAUGACAGAAAAAAGAUAAGCUUUGUGCUAUCUUUUAUGAAAGAAGGAGAAGCCGCGGCCUUUAAAACCAACUGGCUAGAAAACAGAGUUGACGCCCAACAAAUGGGGCUCGACAUCACAAACACAUAUGGAAGUUGGCCGUUUUUUGCCCACAAAAUGGAAGAAAGAUUCAAAGACAGUUUUGAAAAAGAAACUGCAAAGAAUGAAAUAUUGACCCUAAAACAGGGCAAUGAGACUGCUCAGGCCUUCUUCGAAAAGUUUGAAGAAAAAAAGAGGUGGGCAGGAUAUAACAGCAGAAUGAACAAAGAAUUCCUGGUCUCACUAUUGAGACAAAACAUGAAUAAACCCUUGGUAGACCGGGUGAUCUACGGAGGGCAUAUUCCCAGAGAUUACCAGAAAUGGAAAUGA